Molecule: messenger RNA, 493 nt
Organism: Cotesia glomerata
Lineage: Eukaryota; Metazoa; Arthropoda; Insecta; Hymenoptera; Braconidae
Gene: RpL36
Product: 60S ribosomal protein L36
Exons: 4
Coding region: 84-428 (114 amino acids)
Biological process (GO): cytoplasmic translation
Cellular component (GO): cytosolic large ribosomal subunit; ribosome
Molecular function (GO): structural constituent of ribosome
Source: RefSeq, a predicted model, not a curated record
AAGCGUGUGUGCGCAUGUAAGGUGCGCACCGAUUGGUGAGAGUGACAGAGUUUCCUUUUACUCAGUGACAGAAAUCUAAGAGGAUGCCUGCACGAUUUGAAUUGGCCGUCGGCCUCAACCGAGGACACAAAACCACGAAAAUUCGUGUUGCAAAAAAUAAAAAUGAGAAGGAAAGAACUGUUGCAGUGAGACCUUCGCGUUUUAAGGGGCGUCAAACAAAACACACCAAAUUCCAACGUGAUUUGGUUCGUGAAGUAACUGGUCAUGCUCCCUACGAGAAGCGCGCUAUGGAGUUGUUGAAAGUCUCCAAGGAUAAGCGUGCUCUUAAAUUCUUGAAGAGAAGGUUGGGAACACACAUCAGAGCCAAGAGGAAGCGUGAAGAAUUGGGUAACAUUCUUGUACAAAUCAGAAAGGCUGGACAUCACUAAGCCUUGUGUUAUUUCGAAAAGUAAUGCAAAAAUCUUAAUAAAUAAUAUCUUGGUAUUUACUUGAA